GUGUAAGCUAAAAUUAUCAGGGGAUAAUCUCUAAACAUUACGAGACAAGCACUUGUGGACAAAAAGUCUUUUAUUUUGAUUCCUCUAACCACCGAUGUGCAUCCUUGAAAGUCUUGGUCUUUGUUUAAUGUUUUUGGUAGGUGAAAGUCUUUGUCUUCCUGGACAUUAUAGUUUUCUCUCUCCAUUAGCUCAUUAUCACUUAGCUUCACCAUAACCCAUACUCAUCCCCCUGCUCAACAGUAUUCUCCUCCUGCUCAUCCGAACCUAGCGCUCGUGCUUGCUGGAUUUCUGUCGUUGAUCUCAUCCCAUUCACCUGUUUGCUCCAGGAAGUCUACUCGGAAAAGUGUUCUCCUCUUGCUCGUCCGAACCUAGUGCUUGUGCUUGCUGGAUUGCUGUCGUUGAUCUCAUAUUGUUCACCAUUCUGCUCCAGGAAGUCUACUCGGAACAGUGAUCGAUUCACCCAUGGCCACUGGAGAGAUUGUUUUGGGUUCCUUCUUGGGUUCCUUCUUUCAUGUCCUUUUCGACAAGUUGGCUUCUCAUGCAUUGGGCUAUGCACAACCGAAAGGAAUCAGCACUGCCCUGCUUGACUGGAAGGAGAUGCUGGUUACAAUCAAUGCAGUGCUGGCUGAUGCAGAGGACAAGCAACUCAGCGGUAACCCUCUAGUGAAGCUGUGGCUAGACGAUGUUAGGGACUUGGCCUAUGACAUGGAAGACUUGCUCGAUGAGUUCACGAUCGAAGCCAAUCAGGCUAAGUCAAAGGCAGAAUCCAGCACAAGCAAAGGUCAGGUGAAAAGGAAGUUCUCUUUCUUUGGCCUAUAUAAAUCCUUUGGAUCAAAUCCAAACCCGCGAUGGCUCGAGUUUGAAACCAAGGUACAAGAGAUCAAAGGCAGCUUGAGAGCGAUUGUCACGGAGAAGGCUUGUUUAAGCUUGAGAGAGAAUGUUGUGGAUAGAUCCAACUACACCUAUAAAAGGGAUCCUAGCACUUCUCUACUGGAGCCUCAGUUUUUCGGCAGGGAGAAGGAAGAAGCACAGAUACUCGAAAUAUUGAUUCGUGAGGUCGAAAAUUAUGAUGCCACACUAAGCAUAGUCCCCAUAGUUGGGAUGGGCGGUGUUGGAAAGACGGCAUUGGCUCAGCGACUGUAUAAUGAUGCCAGGGUGAAUAGGUGUUUCGAGAGGAGAGCAUGGGUUUGUGUGUCAAAUGUUUUUGAUAUUCUUGACAUAACAAAGACUAUUUUGCAGUCGAUCACCGGGUUGUCCUACGAGGGUGAAGAUCUUAACGUGCUUCAAGUUAAGUUGAAGGACAAUCUAUCCGGGAAGAAGUUUCUUGUGGUUUUAGAUGAUAUCUGGAACGAGAAGUAUGAAAAAUGGACUGCCCUCUUAAAGCCAUUUGAAGCGGGGGGGAAGGGAAGCAAGAUCAUUGUCACGACUCGCAACAGUACUGUUGUGUCCAUAACAGGAGCUUCGCCGUAUCCUUUGGAGGUGUUGUCCCUUGAUAACUGUAUAAGCUUAUUAGCCUUUCAUGCUCUUGGAGCAACAAAUUUUGAGAGCCACCCAGAUUUUCAAACAAUAGGCAAGAAAAUAGCUGAAAGAUGUAAAGGUUUACCUUUGGCGGCGAAGAUGUUAGGCGGUGCCCUACGUAAUAAAAGGAAUCCCGAUGACUGGGAAGAUACCUUAAAUAACAUAAUAUGGGAUCUUCCGACGGCACAGAAUGAUGAGAUACUCCCCGUUUUAAAAUUGAGCUAUGUCUAUCUUCCUUCUUAUUUGAAGAGAUGUUUUAAUUAUUGUGCAGUAUUUCCCAAGGAUUACGAAAUCGAGAGGGAUGAGCUAGUACUCAUAUGGAUAGCGGAGGGCUUUAUAGAUGGACGAAACGCAAAGGAGAAUAUCUUGAGAUCUGGACGGAAUCACUUUGAUGAGUUAGUAUCCAGAUCAUUUCUUCAACAAUCAAGUGUUGACGCAUCUAAGUUUUCAAUGCAUGAUCUUUUGAAUGAUCUAGCAAAGUCAAUUGCGGGUGGGACUUGCUUUAGCUCAGGGGAGCCUCAGCAGGCAAGCAAUAAACAUGAUGCAUCAUCUCUUGAAAAAACUCGUUACGCAUCAUUCGUCUCACCGCUUUACAUUACAUCAAAAUGCUUGAGAGCAUAUCACAGAAUGAAGGCACUAAGAAGUUUAAUUCUAGUGCAUGUUGGAUCUAGUGGGGGCUUAUUCUAUAUUUCCAACAAGAUGCUACAUGACUUGCUAGUAGAAUUGAAGUACUUGAGGGUGCUCUCCAUAUGUCACUGUUCCAUUGUAGAGGUACCGAAUUGUGUUGGUGAUUUAAAACAUCUUCAAAAUCUCAAUCUCUCAUACACUCGUAUCGAAAGGCUACCUGAGUCAAUUGUCGGCUUGUGCAAAUUACAAGCUUUGAUCUUAAGAAGUUGUCAUAACCUUUCAAAGUUGCCUCAAGGUAUCACAAAGUUGGUCAGCUUACAGUUUCUUGAUAUUAGAGAUACGAGGAGUCUAAAAGAGAUGCCGUUGGGUAUUGGUAAUUUGAAAAAUCUUACUAUCUUAUCCAAGUUUGUGGUAGGACUAGAUAAAGGGUCAAAGUUAGAGGAGUUAAAGAACUUGCCACAUCUUCAAGGAGAAUUAUUCAUAUCAGAAUUACAAAAGAUGGAAAAAGUUAGAGAUGCAAUUGAUGCUAAUUUGUUUCAAAAGCAAGGCCUUACCAACUUAUCAUUGCAUUGGGGUGAACAUUUGGGAAAUCUCCGGAAUCAUGAGUGUGAAAUGCAAAUGCUUAACUCUUUGCGACCUCACACUAAUCUUGAAAAUCUCACUAUCUCGUUCUGCGGUGGUUCAACAUUCCCAUCGUGGUUAGAUGGUCCAUCCUAUUCUAAAUUAGUGUCUUUGCGCUUGCGGUACUGUCCUAAUGUUAUAUCGCUACCCUCACUUGGACAACUACCUUCACUUAAAGAAUUAUCUCUUGAAGGUCUACAUGUCGUAUGCAAGAUCGACUCUGAAUUUUACGGAAGUAAAAGGCCUUUUUCAUCCUUAACCACUUUGAAGUUCGAAGGGAUGUUGGCAUGGAAGGAUUGGUCUCGUUAUGCCGGGGGCCGAGAAGAAGAAGUCCCAUUCUCUUGUCUUCAGCAUCUUGUUGUCCGAAGAUGUCCUUCGUUCGUAGGGACAUUGCCUUGUCAACUUGAUCGUCUCAUAAAACUUGAAAUUCAUUCAUGCCCCCAUUUGAAUAACUCACCCAGUGAGGCUCAUCUUCCAUCUCUCUGUGAAUUAUACCUUGAGGAUUGUAACGAGGAGAUCUUAAAUAGCUUUGUCAGCCUAACUUCUUUAACCAUUCUCAGAGUUCAAAAUCUUGCGGAACUUGUUUGCUUUAAUCCUGGGUUUAUAAGCUCUAUGGUUAAGCUGAAGGAGCUUCAUAUAAGAAGCUGUGAUAAGCUGACCUACUUGUGGCAAGAUGGAAAUGAAAUGCGAAAACUUACUUGCCUCCAGAGUGUAGUCAUCGAAAAUUGUCCUCGAUUCACAUCUUUUGUGGCCGGAGAAGGAGAGAUAGAGCUAUUGUGCAACCUUGAGAUGAUGGAAUUGACGAAUUGCACGAGUUUAGAAAGGUUUCCAAGCAAGAUGCACACACUUAGACAUUUGAGCAUUUCGAAUUGUCCAAAAAUCAUGGGACUAACCAUUCCUCCAGACGACCACGACAACAAUAACACGAUGUCACAACUUGAAUAUCUGGAGAUUAAUAAUCAAGAUUUUCGAAUAUCCUUUCCGUUUGCCGAGGGUAGACUUGCUGCUCUGAGGGAACUUUAUAUUUGGAAGUACGAGGGACUGGUGUCACUAGAAGAGAUCAUCGCAAUAGAAUCAUUGAAAUCUUUGAGGAUUACCUACUGUAAGAAUCUGGGAAGCCUACCUCUGUGCCUUCACACGCUCACCCAUCUCACACAUUUGAAAAUAAGUGACUGUCCAGCACUGGAGAUAGAGGACUUCCCUCCCCUUCCCCUCACCCUCACCCUGUCGAGUCUUUCACUUUAUAAUUGUCCGAAAAUAAAGUCUAUUGCCAGUUGUAACAUUGCUAGCUGUAUCAAUCUCACUAAAUUGAAAAUAAGUGGCUGUCCAGAAUUGGAGGUGGAGGACUUCCCUCCCCUUCCCACGUCCCUAUCGACACUUGUACUUGAAUGGUGCCCGAAGAUAAAGUCCCUACCAAAUGAGUGGCAUCGUCUUACUUCCCUCCGGUUUCUACGGAUUACGUAUUGUGAAAAUAUCAAAUCCUUCCCCAAAGGGGAUUUGCCUCCCAAUUUGCGGUCGUUUCAACUUUGGGGGUGCGAGAACCUGAAGCAGCCAGUGAGAGAAUGGGGCUUACACCUGCUCACAUCCCUCGAGACACUUGGAAUUGACGGAAGGGGCAUGGGAGGGGAGGGAGAGAAGGUGCGGUUUCCUUCGGAGGAGGAGAACGAGGAGGAGGAUGCGUGGAGUCUUCUCUUCCCUUCCUCUCUAACCUCUCUUGAUAUUGGAUAUAUGAAGAACGUGGAAAGACUGUCGAGCGGUCUUCGCAACCGUCUCUCCUCUCUCAGAUGGUUAGAGAUUUCUAAUUGCCCGAAGUUGAGGUACUUGCCAGAGGAUGGCCUCCCUCCCUCCCUCCAACGAUUGGAGAUACAUGAAUGCGAGAUUCUGAAAGACCGAUGCUCAAACCUCGGUGGCGACUAUUGGCCCCUCAUCCAAGACAUCCCCCGCAUCCACGUCCACGGCGAUCGGAUCCGAUGAAGUGAAACCGAUCCACUUUCGCUUUCAUUUGCUGAGAUUUCGCUAUUCCUUCUUCCAUCUGCGGUCCUUUUUCUAGGGUUCGGAUACUAUUUGUGAUCUGUAUUGGCAAAAUCUCAUGGAAGGAUCACUUGGGAACGCUGUUGAGGAUUCGGAUGCGGCUGAGACACUCAUUCGAGGUCUGGUCUUGUUCCUAGGACGAAUUCUGAUGGUGAAAUUGAUUUUCUUGUCAAAAUACUUCAAUUUGACCAACGAUGGAUCAUUUUCACAGCUAGUAGCCCUCUAUUCGCCUUGAUUUGCAGGAUUUGGACAGUUGAUGUGCUCAUUCAAGGUCUGGUCUUGUUCCAAGGAGGAAUUGUGAUGGUUUGUCAAGAUGAACAUCUACAAGUGUGGACGAGCUCUGGGUGGUUUCUCAAGGCAAGGCGGCGCCUUUCCAUGGAAUUUCCAGGAUUAUAAGAAGAUACUUCAGUCCUCAUAGAAUCAGGUGACCUAGUUCUUGUCAUCAGCAAAGAGUGGUUCACCGGGGUCACAUUACCUUACAGAACUGAAAAUGAGGCUUAGCUACACAUAGAAAGCUAAAAUGGACGAAGAGAGGAUGGCUGCUGAUACACAGGACGUACUCACAGAUUUUUGGAUGAGAAAUAUGAGGAAUGUGGAAAGACUAUCAAAAGUAAAGGAUGGAAGAAGCGUGGAGUAUUCUAUUUCCUUCAUCUUUACCUCUCUUUGGAUGGGAAAUAUGAGGAACGUGCAAAGACUAUCAAGUGGUCUUCGCAGCCAUCUCUCCACUCUCAAACAGCUAGUAUUUGGCAUAUUGGCACCUCAUCCAAGAAAUCCCACUCAUUGUAGUUGAUCGAGUUUGGAUCCAAUGAGAAGAUAUCUAUCCAAUGUCUAAUUUUUGUUCUUCAGAAUAUCCCACUGUCAUCUUUUUUUGGCAAAAUCUCUCAAGAGGAUCAAAUGCAAACACUGUUGAGGAAAGGCGGAGAGGAGCAAUCAGGGGGACUAUGCUCUGUCGCUCUGUUAAGUCAUCAUGAAAGCCUCACGUCUGCCACAAAGUAUUUUGAUUUAAGAUUGCGAGAAGGCCGUCAUCCAAUAGCCCACUUGCAACCACUUAUCAAGGGUAGGCGAGUCUCGUCACUAUAACCCCACUAAGCUGCUAGAGCUCCCAUCAUAGACAAGGCAAAAUACAUGCACUAUCAUUGCUAGUGGGCUAUCCUCGUGACCUUGCGCUUGUGGAAAAUCAGCUUGUACCAUUAGGCCACAAUCACCAAUGAUGAGCGGUCCCCUGUGGUUCUAUAUUAGCAGAAUCAUAAGGGCCA
Molecule: messenger RNA, 6053 nt
Organism: Syzygium oleosum
Lineage: Eukaryota; Viridiplantae; Streptophyta; Magnoliopsida; Myrtales; Myrtaceae
Product: putative disease resistance protein At3g14460
Exons: 10
Coding region: 463-4740 (1425 amino acids)
Biological process (GO): defense response to other organism
Molecular function (GO): ADP binding; protein binding
Source: RefSeq, a predicted model, not a curated record